ACAAGUUCAGAUAGUUAACUGAAGAAUUAAGUGGUGGAGCCGUCUUUGUCGAAUAUCGCGGGUUUUCUCCAGGCACUUUCAAGAAGUGAUUUAUAAGCACCUGCCCUAUUUUAAACAAAAAACUGAGGAAAGCGGUCUCAGCCAAGCAAGUUCCGAGAAAGAAGUUUUUUCUGGGCCCGAAGCGUUUGAAAACAACGGACUGAAUGACUAUCCAGUGACAUUUAUUCGUCCUUUUAGAGGGAUCAUUAUUUACUUUUCCAAUGCUGCAGCUCUAUGAAACUCUUCGUCAAAAAGGUCGUCAGCAAUCGCAUCAACGACUCGAGUUGCUUCGGACUGCUACGUCUUUAAUCAGUACGUGACUGCUUCAUAAAAGUUUUGAGCGGGAUCAUGCCAGUUUCCAACAGUUCAGGAGAAACUUGCAAUGGUUUUGUGUCGUAAAAUCCAACUAGUUUAAUUGACAUUCACAAAGAUUCUGUCUAACAUGAGAAUCUGACAAGCUCUAUUAAGGAAUCUUUUCAGUGGUCCACGGUGCAUUAUCGUUGCAGCCUCGCAUGGUCGAUCUAUUCGCUGUUUAUUUUCGCAUUAUUACGCUGAAUGUAAGUUUGGAAGCACGGAUCUAUGAGUCAGAGGGAAGGAGGGGUGAACCGACAACGUAGUGUAGAAACAGGUCUUACACAGGCUAUACGCCCGAUGUUGAUAUGCGCCUCAGAGUCAAGCGUUUCCGUGAGAAAUCAGCAGGGCUCCGAUCAACUCUCUGUCUCCCAGACUUCCGAGUCAAGAAUGGCAAAGAUGAAAAAAAAAAUCAGUUCACCCUUGCCAAAAAGAAGAAGUACAGGUAGUGGUGCACCGGCAAUGACCAACAAGACCUUUGGGGUUUCUAUUGAUGAGUUACUGAAGCGGUCUGAAGGAAGAGAAAUACCCCCAAUCAUCACAAGCAUAGUAGAAUACCUAACAAAGCAUGGUCUAAACCAGGAAGGAAUUUUUCGAAUAAGUGGUAAUCAUAAGGUGGUCGAGUCCCUCAAGGCAACAUACGACAGAGAUGGCAAAGCCAACUUGGAUCAGGUUGGAGAUGUUAUAGCUGUGGCUGGUUUACUCAAACUUUUCUUGAGAGAACUACCUGAGCCACCUAUUCCUCAAGAUAUGACAGCUGAUUUCAUUAAAAUUUAUCAAGCCCAUAAAGAUGAUGGAGGGGGUCUCUCUGAUAUGAAGGCAUUGUUAGAGAAGCUUCCAACAUCCAAUUACAAGUUGCUCAAGUACCUUUGCCGGUUUCUUGUGACUGUGUCUAUGAGUGAAGAAAACAAUAAAAUGAGUCCAACAGCUUUAUCCAUAGUAUUUGGACCAAACUUUUUCAGAUGUGGUGAUGGAUUAGAAGGUCUCCGCGAACAAGGUCGCACUAAUGCAAUAGUUGGCAGGUUUAUUGAAGAAUUUGACACUUUAUUUGAGGUAUCUCCUUAUGCCACCAAUGACAUAUUUAGAGUUCAAGAGGCAAUGACAAAUGACCCUCCAGUGCUACAGGCACACAACAAAUCACUUCAAAAGAUUGUCAAUGAAAAGAAUGAAAGCUCAGCUAGUGAUGAGGACUCAUUUCAUCUUACUAGAGAGAAAGAGAAAGCCCAAGAAGAUGGCCCCACUUAUGCCACAGUUAAGAAGGCAAAAAAGUCUCCACAACCCUCCACUCAUAUAACACCACCUUCAGAAGACCUGGAUAUGUAUGUGAGGUCUGUUUCACCGUCAUGGAAUACUCAACAAAGUGGUUUAGGCCCCACACCAGAAUCUACGAAGCCCCCUGCUGGCAAGGAAAUACUACAAAAGGUAAUCAAUGAAUCUAUUAAGGAGCACUUGUUUGGGCCAGACCUGACAUCUACAGAUGAAAACAGCCCACACUCGCCAGAGUCAGGAGAUGAAGGUCCACCACUACCAAGUCGUAACUACAGCGAUGAGGAAGCUGGGAAACAAAGGAGGAGAAGGAGAAGAAAUGUGAAGAGUGUGAUAGAGACAUCAGAUUCAAGCAGCAUUGUUGAAAACACUUACCCUCAGAAGAAGGCUACAAAGGAAACAGUGAACUUGCUUGAUAAAGAUGAUAAAGACCAGGUGAACAAGGAAAGCUUGGUGAAACUUCUGAAGAAGAGACCCAAAUCUGAAGGAUUUGAAUUGUUCGAAAAGAAGGGAAUAGUUAUAGGUGUGGACAAGAACGGCAAUAACGUAUUCAGCUCUACAUUUCCUCGGAAAAACGAUGGUCAAAAAGAUGACGAGGAUAUUUAUGAAGAAAUAUUAAGUAAAAGUAAAAGUGACCCUCUGUCCAGUGUGAGAAGGACUUCUGAGAUUUUGGAAUCUCUCACGCGUAAUAGGGCAGCUCCUCCUAAAAACAGACGGAGACCAAGCCUGAAGAAACGACACGAAACUAGUGAGAUUUUCACAAACGAAGAUGAUGAAGACCUGGAUCAGGGUGGUCAGCAGAGACAAAAUAGGUCAAAAGUACAUCCUUUAGUUGAUGAAGCAAAGAAUAAAAAUGUAGUGUCGACAACGCCACCCAUGUCACCGAGAAACAACAGAUCAUCAAGGAUUCAGCUUCAGUCGGCUUCCGCCAGGCAAGAGCAGGGCGAAGUGGAUGAAGUAGAUUCGUCAUCGUUCAGACACAGAAAAGAACUCCUCACCAAGCAGUACAAGAAGAAGCAUCACGGAGCACCCAUCGUCCCUCCACUAGAGCUCUACAAGCUCCAGCAACACGAUGACGGCAUACAGCUGUCUCCCAGGGAAAGAUACGAUGGACUUGGCACAGAUGAAGCAUUAUUGUCCCCUAGAUCUCGGCCCCUUACCAUCGAUACCCGUACCAUUCCUCACGAGUGUCCUCCGUCUCCGCCUCAUGAGCAGAUAGAGCAUUCCUGGUUUGAACGAAGAGUGGAUACAUCUCCAAAGGGUGAAUUAACCGUCAAGCAACUCACUAAGACAAUCAGUCAGCUCAAGAAGAAAAUACGCGACUUCGAAGACACAUUCGAGGACGAAAACGGUCGAAGGCCGUCACAGAGCGAAAAAGCGCCUAUAAAGAAAUACGUGGCAGAACUUGGCCGUGCAAGAAAACAGCUCAAAGAGCUUAAGGAACGCGCUAAAGGAGAGGCAGAGCGCUUGAAUGAAACUGUGCCUCCGAUGAGCGGACAAGGAUUGAAAAGCAGUAAUAGCGAACCAUUGCUUACGACCACGCCAGCGAGUAUCGAACACUCCUUGGAGAGCUUGCUGAAAAAGUUGCAAGAAAAGAGGAAGGAAACCGGCAGACCGGAGGAAGUAGAACAAAUGAGUCGAGACCAGCUUCAGGACGAGAAGCUAGCAGUACAAAAGGCGCUACUUCAACACGAAAGUGUGUUCGGUCGGCCUAAUAGUAAAAAAGACAAGGAUGUGAUGAGGCCUUUGUAUGACAGAUACCGCAUAAUCAAGCGGAAACUUUCCACACCCGUCACAGAACCGCCAGUGAAAGUCCAAGGUAACCGGCCGCGUACAAGUUCAAUCGAUAGAAUGGUAUCUGAUCUGGCUCCAAUUCACGAAGAUGCUCCUUUGCACUCACCCAGUGGAGGCUCUCCUGCCAGAAACCUUACUCAGUCUCUUCCCAUCUCUGGCGGCAAGGACUUACCUCGAAGGCGCAGUACAGGCAACAUGCCCUUUACAGACACAUUAGAUUUUGAUGAUGAUGAUACUUUUGGUGACACAAUCCAGGACACACUGUCUCUCCGUGACUCUACUCAGCUCAGGGACGAGCUUAGAGAGGACGCUAAAUUCCACGAAAUGAGCCAAGAUGAGUUGAUUGAACAGCUAGAGCUUAAAAGAAAAGAGAAAAAGAAAAUGAGAAAGAAAUUAAAGAAAUUUGAAGGUGAUUUCUUAGAGGAGACUGGAAGGCGUGUGCAGAGAGACGACAGAGGUGAAAUGCAAAACGAUUACCACGAGUAUAAGCACAUAAAGCAUCAGUUGAAGCUUAUAGAGGCUUUGUUAACAAAGCGCCAAAUAACUAAUACGAUGUAAACUUUCAAGAGUUUUUCUUGUGUAUAUUAUUUCCGUUAUUUGUUUAUAGAAACUACUUUAUGAUCUGUUGAAUUUUGUAAAGAGUUUUAAGAGAAAUUAAAAGGUUAUUUUUUGUCAAACGAAAA
This is a messenger RNA of Stylophora pistillata, 4133 nucleotides long. RefSeq names its product protein FAM13A. Gene Ontology annotation, biological process: signal transduction. Lineage: Eukaryota; Metazoa; Cnidaria; Anthozoa; Scleractinia; Pocilloporidae. The record is from RefSeq and is a predicted model, not a curated record.